Molecule: messenger RNA, 1232 nt
Organism: Punctularia strigosozonata HHB-11173 SS5
Lineage: Eukaryota; Fungi; Basidiomycota; Agaricomycetes; Corticiales; Punctulariaceae
Product: PAP2-domain-containing protein
Exons: 11
Coding region: 99-1232 (377 amino acids)
Biological process (GO): phospholipid metabolic process
Molecular function (GO): phosphatidate phosphatase activity
Source: RefSeq, a predicted model, not a curated record
ACUCCGACACCAGGCCUGUUACUGCAGUUCUAUAAGCUGGGACAGUGGGCUAAGACAUGUGUCAUUUCUCCCACUUGUUCAACCGCUCCUGACCUUCUAUGCCAUACGCCCGACUGCACGACUCAACGGACGACAUUCCUCUAACGACCCGCGACGACGUUCGCGACCACCGUAUGAGCUACGCACAGGAGCGUCGACGGAAACCGCCCAUGGAUGCCAAGCAACGCAUGCGGCUCUUAAGGUCUUAUGCACCAGAUUGGAUUAUAACCAUAGUUCUCGCUGCCGCAUUCUUUGCCCUUGACUGGGUACCUGGUUUCAAACGCGAGUUCAGUCUAGAAGACACGUCACUCAGACACCCCUAUGCCGUCCAUGAACGUGUCCCUGACUGGGCAUUGUAUAUCAUUGCCUUCUUCGCGCCGUUGAUCCUACAGAUUGGCAUCAACUUCCUGUCCAUCCGGUCCUGGUGGGACUUCCAUAACUCAUUCCUUGGCCUACUCCUUGGACUUGCCCUCGCAGGCUCCAUUACCCAAUUUGCCAAGGUUACGGUAGGACGGCCUCGUCCAGACGUGAUCUCCCGCUGCAUACCCGCAGCAGGAUCCCAAGAUCCUCGGUUCGGCCUCUCGACCUUCAAGAUAUGCACACAAACGGACAUUGCUAUACUCAAAGAUGGUUUCCGCAGUUUCCCUAGCGGACACUCCAGCCUGUCCUUCGCCGGUUUGGGCUUCCUGAGCUUUUACCUCGCGGGCAAACUGCACCUCUUUGAUCGACGUGGACAUGCUGGAAAAGCGUGGCUCUCUCUAACUCCACUUUCUGGUGCAACUCUCGUGGCGAUAUCCCGGACGAUGGACUAUCGCCAUCACUGGCAGGAUGUGCUUGUUGGGUCCGCGCUUGGGCUAGCGAUGGCGUACUUCAGCUACCGCCAAUAUUAUCCGUCCUUAACCUCUGCUUUGUCUCACCGUCCUUACUCUCCCCGCAUCCGCAGGGAGGAGGACCUCGACUUACCCACUCAUACGCACCACAGAUCCUCAGGUUCCCAUUCUGACCGCCCGUUCACGGGCAUAUCUCCUGACCAAGACGCUGGAUUGCCGUAUGUGGCCCGAGACGACGCGAGUAGCGAAGAGCUCCCCGGUCCCGAGGGUACAGUUCUCAGAACGGGUCCGGGAAAUACCAGCCACUUUAACUCGGUCUGGAAAGAUGGGGAAGAGGGAACGGGUGUACAUGCCGGGCGAUAG